Messenger RNA from Bacillus rossius redtenbacheri, 6205 nucleotides. RefSeq lists its product as uncharacterized. Lineage: Eukaryota; Metazoa; Arthropoda; Insecta; Phasmatodea; Bacillidae. The record is from RefSeq and is a predicted model, not a curated record. Gene Ontology annotation, biological process: engulfment of apoptotic cell; phosphatidylserine exposure on apoptotic cell surface; apoptotic process involved in development. Bases 1 to 3087 code for a protein of 1028 amino acids. Gene Ontology annotation, cellular component: plasma membrane. The transcript has 5 exons.
AUGUCGUGUGUGUCGGCCGUGGCGUCGCUGGCCUCGCUGGCGUGGGCCGUGGCCGCCUACACGCGCGCCAUGCGCCGCGCGCGCGCAGAGAAGCUCGCCGUCACGUGGCCCGGGCUGCUGCUGCAGGCCUCCUGGCGCGCCGGCAUGCUGGCCGCCCGCGUGGCGGCCCUCGUGCUCUUCGCCGUCGGCUUCCGCGCCUGGGUCUUCCUGCUCGUGGGCGUGCACUGGCUGGGGAUGACCACAUGGGUGUUGUUGCAAAAGACAGAUUUCUGCGAGACGCCCGCGGAGGAACGUGUCUACAACUGUGUGGUCGGGGUCAUAUACUGCUUCUGCUUCUUCAAUCUGCAGGAGGGGCGGUCUCGCCGGCGCAUCUUUGCUUUCUACACCAUCAUCAUUGCGCAAAACAUAGGCUGCCUCUGCUUGUACGUCACAGUGCUGGGGCACGCACGGCCGGAUGUCUUUAAGUUUGCCACUUCCACAGUAGUUGGUGGUACUCUCAUAGGAAUGUCCAGCAUGCUCCUGUAUUACCGCUUCUUCCACCCCACUGGACCCAUAAAGCUCUGCGACUCUCGGGAACUGGGUUGCAGUGAAGAGCACGACUCAAAGUCACAGCUACAUCCCGUGCAGUCAGCAACGCUUCGCUCUCUCAAGCACCUUUGGGUUAUCGAAAGGAACAAUGAUUCAAGUUCCAGGUUGGACGACUUGGUGCAGCAUCAAGAGGAGGAUGCGUGCAGCUUGGACAAGAAGCUACUGCUGAUGCAUUGUUCUGCAGAAACGAGCCUGCCUUGUGCGGCCGCCGGCAACGAGGGCUCCAACAGCCCCAAGGAGAGGCCACGUCUGCCGCUGCCAGGAGAGGCCGCUCACACAAGCUCGGCUGACCAAGGUGGCAGGGAAACCCUCUCACCCCGGCGUCAGCGCUUGCCCCUUCCUGAUGAAAGGAUUCAGCCGUCUUCACUUUCUCCCCAGGGAAGUAUGGAGAGCCCCAAGCUGAAACGGCAGCGAAUGCCUCUCCCAGAUGAAGUCACCGAGCCUUCGCUGCAGAACUUGUCAGGCAGUAGUAACCCUCCUGCUCAGCGCCAAAGACUUCCGCUUCCCAACGAAAAUCCCCAAACUUCUUGCAAAACUGAGGAGCUCGGUAAAGAUAAACUAGAAGUAACUGAAAAUGAAUCCAUUUCUAUCCAGAAAUAUAAAGUGAAUAGUCCUCCUGUGGAAAACAGUGUAGUUAUUAAGUCCAAAUGUGAAAAUAAUAGAGCAAAAAACGUUUUAGACAAAAAUUUACACAAGAAGAAAAAAUGUCGAGGAAUUUACUCUACAGAGGACAUAGUGUCUCAGGUUGUGGUAAAAAUAAUUGACUCUGAAGAAACAGAGGAUAAAAACAAAGUGCUUGUGACAGUGGGUUGUGAACGCUUCGAGCAAAAAUGCAAGAGUUGCCCGAAUGGAGAGGUACCAUUACCAAGUCUUGGUGGCGAGAUGCACGCCACGGAAUCCGAGGGAACUCCAAGCGAAAUCCUUUCUGUGCCAAGCGAGGUUCUUUCGGCUCAUGACUACGAAAACCUCUGUGCCGUGAACAUUGCUCGUGAAGCUUGGGGUCUCCGCUCGUGGCGGGGCUAUGCGGACAUAGAGACGUGGCUUCACGACGACAGCAUAGUGCGCGACAGGCGACGCGACACCCUCACCAGCACCACAUCAUCAGAGAACUCUGCCCUCUCCUCGGGCUCCCCACCUCCCGUCCCCUCUCGGCGCCUGCGGCAGGAGGAGUAUCUCGACACGUUGGUGUACGACCUGUCCGUGUGCAUGGUCGACCCAGAGCCAGAUCCCACUCCGGGCGUGUUUGUCGCGCGACCAUACGUCGUCGACCAGCACGGAACCUUGUUCCCCCUUCAGACUCUGGAUACGAUAACAGAAGAGCUUGAGGAGUCCAGCUCUAGUGAUUUGGGCGAAAGGCUAGGGCGUUGUCACGGCUCCGCCAGCACCCUGGUGGCCACAAUAGACGAGAUAAGGCUGGGAGACUUGUACAAUUUGGCUGAUGAGCAGUGGGAGACUAGUACACAGCCAUCUACCUGCGAAGACCUCUAUCCCCCGAGCCCUCUGCUUGCGAGUCAUGUUCAACCCCAUCUCUUGACUGAAGAAGUUUUAUUCCUCUCAAAACUGAAGCCCCUCCCAGAAGCUAGUUCUACCAGCAGCAGCUCAGUCGCAAGUGACUCGCCUCAGAAAGUAGACGAGACGCAUAAAAAUAUUUCACAGUUAGAUGUCUUGAGAUCAUCACCAGUUCACGAUGAUGCAGUUUCAAAAGAAAGUCCUACAGUGCUGCAACAGAAUCUUACCUGUUCACUUUCAUGUGUUAAUACACAAAAAUCUAAAUGCAAUUCUGUAACUGGUUCAAACUCAUCAUCUUUAGCAGAUAAUAGUAAUUCACCUACCAACCAAAAUUCAAACACAUCAUUUCAUCCUAAUAGUUCUUUGCCUGCAGUAAUGUCCAGCAAAACUAAACCAGUGCCAGAUUACAGUCUUCCUCGGCAGGAGGUUUCCCCCCUACGAUGCAGCGAGUCUUCUGUCGGUUCCAACUCUCCGGAGAACCCGAGGCAGGGUGGAAGGAGAAACAGGCCGCGACGCAAAUUCUCCUUGAUCAGAGAGAAGUUCGAAACCAAGCAGUGCGGCGACGAGAGCGACGCAGACUCCCUCAGGUUCCCGCCUCACCUGGAUGCGUCCCCGUCGGACGCCCCCCUAACCGCCGUGUACUCGGAGCCCCUCCCAGACGACAUGACCACCAAGAUCCUGAUGGAGAGCGAGCCGGUCGUCCGCUACAACAAGGACAGCGCUCUCCCGGUGCCCAGCAGGAUCAAGCAGUGGAACACUCUGCUGAAGUCGCAGAACGCCACCAACCUCAGGCCCAGCCCGGAGCCUGCCCAGGUGAUCCCCUUGUCGGGUGGUCCGGAGCAGGAGCCGGGCAAGACGUGGCCGGGGCUGGCCAGCCUGAGGGAGAGGCGGAGCAUGUUCCUGAAGCAGGUGCUCUCCCCUCCCAAGUUCUCCAGCUGGAGUCGCAGGGGCUCUGUGUCGCCCACCAGCAAGGUGGUACCGGCUCUGUGAUCUCAGCGGUGUUGUUCCGUUGUGUGUGGAACUGUGUUUCAGUAUUCAUGUGUGUGUUUAGCAAAAGCUUAGUCAGAGAUGGAAUUAUUAUAAUUUUGUUACUAAUAAAGUUUGUCUCAUGAUUAGAUUGUGAUACCAGAGUAAAUGGUUUCCACUGUUGCCAGAUUGAUACUACUCAGCUUGUUCACUUUAAAAAUUUAUUUUUUAUACCAUUGUUUAUUAUAAUAAGUUUUAAUAUAUAUUUUUAAUUUUAGUAAUUUUGGAUUUUCUAAGACCAUAAAAUGGUGUCUACUGACAGUAUUAUAACAGUUGUAGUCAUUCUGAAAGAAAAAAAAAGCUAAACAAAAAUUAUUAUUUCACAGGCGAAACUAUUUGUAGCAGCCGGUCACUACAAUGCAUUCCAUUAAAUCAUGCACUAUGCUCAAACAGUCAAAUUUUUAAUAUUAAAAGAUAUAACUUUUGUGCUCUUCAGCAUAAUAUGGCAAGAGAGCACACUGAAACAGAGACAGUGCUUAUGUCAGAAAUUGUGCUUUGGAAAGAGAGUAAAUGCCCAUUAAAAUGACAUUGCAAUCUAAGGAUGAGACAUGCUAUACCUGGUACCUAAUACUAUUAUGAAGAAGAAAUAUAAAAAAUUAGGAGUAUUCAAACGUCACACUUUAGUGGCUUGAUUCAAAGAUUGGAACAUCAAUUAACACUGUAACUAGCAGCACCUCUGUUAUUGAAACUUCACUUUGGUUAUGUCCACCCUUUUUGUUUUUUUCAAUAUGAAUCUUUUGUAACAUACUCAGUAUGAAGGUGUAUUCAUUAUUUUUAUCAAGUCCAUCUUGUAUUGAAUUUGAGGUUACCUUAAAAUAAGGUAGGGCUGAAAUUUAUACGUUGCAUUAUAUAUGUUUUAGCAGAAAAUGAAACAAAUUUACUUUCCUGCUUAGCAUGGUUGCGAUGGCUCUCAAAGUUAGGAGCCACUGUAUGAUAAGUCUUAUAUCUAUCUCAAAUGGCGGACACAAUCACGAAUACCUGCAAAAAAUGUUUUCAAAAGCAUUUAAUGAAUAUGCAUUAAGCAAAAAUUUGUUAAGUACCAGUAAAAACCAAAUUUGUAGGUUUAUUAUAAGUACAUCAAAUACCUUAUACAACAUAUCCAAACAAAAAAUCUGCCUUCCAGACCAACACUGUUGUUAAAAUAAUUAAAUUUUGCUUUGUUAUAAUUGUAAAGGAAAAUAAUCAGAAAUUGGGUAUUUUUAAUAAAUAAUAUUUUUGGGACAAUUUUCCACAAUUUGCAAGCUACUCCUAAUGCUAAAUAGAUAGUGAGGCUGUCACAAAAGUGUUGUGCAUCUAUAAAUUGCAAUUACUGUUGUCAUUAAACACAGUACAAAUGCAAAGUUUAUGAGAACUUUUUCCUAUACAUCUUAUUUUCUAUAACUUCUAUCUAUUAACCAUACAGAUAAGAAACCAUCUUUGCUUUGGCUAAUACUCAAUAAUUUUGUUAGUGUUCCUAGUAGUUACUAGUCAGAGCCGAACAUGCCAGUGACCGCUUCUUACACGGGGCUCGAAAUAUUAUCCGUCUUGCAUACUGACACAUCAGUGAAAGUUUCAACGAAUUUGUUCAUGAAUUUACUUUAUGUUCGUGAUGUAUUUAUAAUGCAAACUUCUCUUGCAGAUCAGGGCAUUCGCAUAUCUGUAACCAAAACAAUCAUGAAUUCCAGCUUAGGUCUUAUCUUAUGUUAGAUAUGGUGUUCUGUACAGAAUAGUAGGUAGCACUGAAGAAUUUAAUGGACUCAAUCGCUAAAAAAAUGAGUGGAUGGCCAUUACAAGCAUUGAAAUGAGAAGGAUAAAAUUUUGUAGGACACUCAAAUAUUUCAAACAUGUGCACUUAUGUGCAGGUGUGCUAUAAUGCAAACAUGCAAUUGAAUGCUGCUGUUUUCGUCUGUUUUUUUUUUUUUUUUUGGAAAGUAAUUUGAAAGCUAAAAUAUAAUAAAUUUAUGUUCAAUAAUGUACACAAUGAAUGUUCAUGUAGGAGAUUCACAAUUGUAACAAACAUGGUGAUGAAAUACUUGCAAAGAGUCUUGACAGCUCUCAGACACACUACUUCAUUAGUUAUUUCUCCUCCCCCUCAUCGAACACCCCACUCCUAAGCAUUUCACUUUUCAUUUUUCGUUACACUCUGAUCUCAAUCCAUCCAAUCGGCUUAAAGUAGUUUCACUUCAAUAAAAUAGCUUGAAUUUAUUGAUAGGAAAUCAAAAGAUAAUUUUAAAAAAUUUGCUGACUAAUACAGCAUUGAUAGUACUACAAUUAAUAUGAUCAUAUAUACAGGAAUAGUGUUUGUGUUUAGUAAUGUUUGAAGUGAAAUACAUUUAUUGCAAUAGUGAGUGAAUGGGUCUCAUGUCUCACAUCAAUAAUUUGUAUGAUUCAAUCAAAAGUGAUAUGUAGGUUACAACUUCUAAUAGAGUAGGGUUAUUUAAGUGCUUUACUUAAUUUAUUGGAAAUUUUUAAAAAAUAUUUUUUUAUUGAAUACAUUUUUUUUUUGCAGGAGCAUACGGAGAAUUUCAUUUCGUAAGGGUGGAGAUAGAACCACUUUGCUCGCUGUUUGCUUUAAAUUUUUUUCCUUUUGUUUGUGAGAAUGAUAGUAUUAUAUAGAUUUAGGGGUGGGGGGGUGGUUAUACACCCCUAUUUUUUACUGACCCUGGUGCUGUAAAAAAAUGUACAUAUUUUAAAAAGAUUAUUGUAUAUAGUUUUAAAUUUUAGAUUGUGAAGAUAAGUGCAAUUUUGAAAUUAUUACAUAUAGAUCAUUUAUUUUAUAUUGUUCUUGUCUGUUAUUUUAGUGCUGAUGUGUUUUUGAACAUUCUGUUUGUGCAAAUGAUUUUCUGCAGGUGUUAUUUCUUAACCUUUGUUCAUCAGGUACUGUUUUCUCUACCUUGCUCAAUCUACUUGCACUUAAAUAUCACCAGGAUAACUGAUCCCAAGUAAUAAAAUGUGUACCAUAUACCAUUGCAAGUUCAUAAUAGUAUUUAUGGCCAUGAACAUAUUUCAGUAAAUACUCUUAGAAUGUUAAUUAUUGUAGAAAUAUUUUAACCCAUGUUUUCAUUUAUAGAGCUUUUUUACUUCUAUAACCUUGUGCUUGAAA